Molecule: messenger RNA, 5121 nt
Organism: Paramecium tetraurelia
Lineage: Eukaryota; Ciliophora; Oligohymenophorea; Peniculida; Parameciidae
Exons: 5
Source: RefSeq, a predicted model, not a curated record
AUGAAUUAAGCAAAUGCGUAAAAUGAAUCUUAAUUAACACCAAUUGAGGAUGAUUAAAAUAUACUGUUGGAGCAAAAUAAAGUUCCUUAAAUAGAGAAAUCCUUUUUUAUCAAUCAGAUUGAAUAUAAAUAUUAAGGACCUGAUCAUCCAUAAAUUGCAGAAUUAUUAGAAUUACUCGAUGAAAAGCAAAGAAAACCCCUAUCCAAUUAGACUUUAGAAAGCUUUAGACAGAAAAUACUCUAUUAUGAAUAAUAGUUCAAUAAAAAUUGCUCAUUUUUAGAUAAUAUGUUUUAGAUAUCAUUCUACCAUAUUCUGACGAUUAUUGUUUAUAUGAGCAUAUAUUUUACAUAUUUAGCUAGUGUGAUUUCUUUGAAAUCGGAUGAUAUGAUCGUUAAGAAUUCAACUAAAUUAAAUAUUGUUUAAUAACUACCUGAAUUUGGUAUAAUGAUUACAAGUUUCACAUUAGCGAUAAUAAUAAUAAAGAAUUAGAUAAUCCUACUAUUAUUGUUUAUUUUUGGAUGCUUAUUCCCAGGAUUCUAUUUAUUCUAUGUAUAUCUAGAUGUAUUCAAUGUAAAUAAUAGUGCAGUUGAUUAUGAUAUGGUUUUAUUUUUAAGUGCAUUUAUAAUUUCUAUUUUGAAUGGCAUUGUUGUUUCUGUGCUUCAACAGUUAGUGGAAAGUAUGUACAAUUAAUUGAUGGGUGCAAUAUUCUCAAGUGGAUGGUGCUUAUUUAUCAUCUACUUGUUAGGGUUUUUAAUAUUUACAUAUGUUAUUGGCUUGGAUGUGAUAACAGCUGAGAAAGUGAUCAACUACAUCAUAAAUUCCUUAUACAUUCCCAUAUUUGUGUCGAUAUCCUUCUCUUAUUUUAUGAUAAAUACGAGAUUGUUUGACUGGCCAGCAGGCAUUAUCAAAACCGCUUUGGAUAGGGUAAAAGUUAAAAUAUUGAAAUAACAAAUUUAAAAGGAAGAAUAAUAAUAGUCCUAAAAAAUAGUUUAGAUAAGUGCUUUUAUUUCUAGGUUGGUCAUAUAUUCUAUUGGGGCAGUAUACAUAACUAUGGAGAUUAUAUUUUACAUUUUGUUGGCUUCUGAAUUGAAAUAAUCACAAGUGGAUUACACAGCCAUAAUUACUUUGUCUUUAGAAUUGAUAAUAAUUCCUUUGUAUUUAUUUUUGGGAGUCUUCAUAUCAGUAAGCGAUAGGAAACCAUAGUACACAUAUUUAGUGGUACCUUUGGUAAUAGGAGCUCCAAUAAUAUUUGGAUUUUUGAAAUUGAGUGAUUAUCUGGAAUACGAAAAGGACAUCACUAACUUCACUGAAAUUUUGUAUUAUUGUCCAUUGUUUGUGAAUAUUCUAUGGUUAUCUUUAACAUUGAUGGGUUUAGAUAAAAGGAGAUUGUUCAUAAAUUCAUUAGGGUUUGUCUGUUUUUUCAUAGCAAUUCCUAUUGGAGUAUUCUUACCUCUUUACAAUCUUUAUCAAUACUCGUCUUUGUAGAUAAUUGCAUACGUUUUCAUUGUAAUAGGGAUGAUAGUGCUAUUAUUAGUAUUAUUAUAUUUUUUCUUCCAAUCCCUCAAAGCUUUAAAAAGAGCCAAGGAAUUAGCUGACCAGAUAAUUCCAACUUUUGAUGAAUUCAAGUACUACAAUCUAACUGAUUUAGCAUUUUGCAUAAAUUCAGUUUGUUUUUUGUUGUCCUACUUUAUUAUAAGUUAUUUCUUUUGGUAUAUAUUUGAUCAAAAUAACACAGCAACAGUCACAGAAGGUGCAACUAUGUUUGCUAUAAUGGUCAUUACACCUCUGUUGUUUGUGCUUAUUAAUAUAGCCCUUGGACAUCGAUCAUUAGAAUUAACAUAUGAAUUUGCUUAAGACAUAAAGGAAUUAUAAAAAUUAGAACAAUAAAAGAAUAGAAAGAGAAUUUAAAAACGAUUUUAUUAAAAUACAGCUGUUUGUUGUGGAAUUUUGGUACCAUUGUUUUUGUUCAUUCCAGUAUCUUUAUUAAUAUCAGAUGAGAGAGCAUCUAUAUUAUUUGAAGCAUUGUCAAUUGGUGUUCCAGUGUGUUUUCUGAUUUACAAAUUCCUUGUGACAAUUAAAAAUCAAUCAAUUUCAUUUGAGGAUUUCUUUUAACCUUUUGUCAGUUCAUUAUUGUGGUGUUGUGUUAUUUUCCCAUUUGGAGUGAUAGUGCCUACAAUGGCAGUGUUUUUUAAUAAUGCAGACUCGACAUUCUAAUACUUCGCAUAGGGAGCUGUUGGAUUAGGGUUAUUUGUAUGUAUGAUUGGAGUGACAGGGACAUCAUUGUUUUUGUCAUUGUUAUUGAAUAGAGAGGAAUUCGAAAGGAAGAAAAGGGAAAUUUUGAAAAAAGUAUUGGAGAUGCUAAAAGAGAACCAUGUACUUAGUGAUUUAAGUGUAGUUGGAAUUCUGUAUAUGAAAUAUUUAAAUAAGUUACAGAUCAUUUAUACAAAAUUAAAUGCUAUAAAGAAUAAGGGUUAAAAAAAGAAAUAGAAGUAGGAGGAUUUUAGAGAAUUGAAGUAGAUCUUGACAGAAAAUCUGAUAUAAGGAGAACCCAUAAAUGUAAUCAAAUAUGAUGGACCUGAGUUAGAGUAUGAUCACAAAUUGGUAAGUAAAAAUGUAUAUCAAGAAUAUCUUACUCUAUUGGAAUAGGAAUUGCUGGAUAAAUAGAAGAAUAUUGUUAAAGAAUAGGAAUUAACAGGUUGUAAAAAGUAUUUAAUGGACUGUUUGUGUUGUAGGUGUGGUCUAGAAGAAAUGAAUUAAUUAGAGAACCAAAAAAACGUUGAGAUUAUAAAACUUAGAGAUAUCUUAAACAUGGAUGAUGAUGCUGGAUAAAUAAUGAAUGAUUUGAUUCCUCAGUUCAGUUCUUUCUAUAGGAUUGCUGAUGAAGGUGAUACACUUUUAAGGAAGAUAGAGUGUCAACCUGAAGAUAAACAGAUCCUUUACAAAUAGAAGUACAAGCCAGUCUAAGAAAUAAAGAGUGAAAAAACUGAUAGUCUAAAUUAAAUUUAAAUUAAGAAAUUGAAUGAUAAAGCAUUAGGGAAUAUCAAAUCAUCGGACUAGUACUUUUCAUUAUAAUCAUCAGAUCAAAUGAUUGCAGAAUUCAUGCAUGAAGUAUUCAUGGAAUUUGCUAAUAAUGAAUAAGGUUUAGAACCCUCAAUUUGUUUUGCUGACUUACAGUAAUUCUGUAGAUUGACUGAAUUGCAUUUCGAUUUAAUUGAUUAUGAAAAAUAUGCCAAGACCAUCUGGAUCAAUUAGACCUAUAGUUUAAAUGAAGUAUAAUUUGCUGGGUUGAUCAAAGGAAUGAUAAAAGAUUAUGAUGGAGAUCAAUUUGACAAUCUGAAAUAGUUGGUGCUUGAUCACAUAUAUCCAUAACUCAUAACCUCGAUGAAAUCUUUAAUGAUAAAUUUCAAAUACUCAAAUAAGAAAGUAUUAUAAACUAAUAAACUCAGAAUUAACCCAUUCGAAAGAUAGAAUUUCAUCUCAAAUGUUGUCUAAGCAGAAUUCUCGAAAUUCGAUGCAAUCAAGAUUAAGUAAGCAUACCAAGAUGAAAUCAGUAAUUAAUCUAGGAUCUAUUAAAAUAAUACUGAAAGCAAAGUUGCAAAGCUAUCCAAAAAAUAAAAAGAACAGUAAUAUAAUUAAAACAAAUAUUAAAUUGAAUAAGACUAUGCAAUCAAAUUACCAUGCUAUAAGAGAUGUUGUUAUUCAUGCAGUGACUGGUUUAGAGUGAAUCUCAUUGAGAAAUACUUUCCUAAUUUAGCUGCUGCACAACCAAAACCAAAAGGAGACAAAACUGCUAUUCUUGAUCAAAAAAGAUAAAGAAUGCCUGAUUGGAAACUAGUUGCAAAAUUGACUAUUGAUACUUUAUUUGAAGCAACUGAAGAAUAUGAAAAUAACCUAGCUAAUUAAUAGUAGAAAUCAAUUGAAUUCAAACUUACCUCCAGUAAUAUACUUGCUUUGAUUUUUAAACUCUAUGAUAUGUAUAGUCUAGCAAGUGUAGCUUACAACCCUUAAGUAGGGUGGUUUGGGAGUACUUCCAUCUCUGGAUCAGAUACAAUCAGUGGAUCAGCAUUCUAUGACAGUUAUGACUUCUUUUUCUAUUUCUCCUUAGGAAUAGCCAUACUGUAUGGACUGUUAGGAUCCCUGAGUUUGAAUGCUGUGCAAAGGAAUACCUUUGGAUAAGAUGAAAAUGGUAAUUUGGCAAGAUUCCCUCAUAUUCAAUUCAUUCUCCCUAGAGUUAUCUCAAUUUUGAGUGGUUUCUUCAUGACUGUGAUGAGAACAUUCAUGGAUGCCUACAUUUGUGAUUAUGGUGAUUUGCCAUAUAAAUUCGCUAGAAACACAUCUAUUGAAUGUCUGUCAACCAACCAUUACAUCUAUAUGGGUUUUGGAUUGAUCGGAGUAGGAAUCUACUAUCCUCUAUCUACCUAUUUACAACCUACUUUUUAAUUCAGUGAUCACUCAUUAGAUUUGAAGUAUAAAUCCACCUACAUAAUAAUAUAUGUCUAAGCAAAACUAUUGAUUAUGGGUUUAAGUUCCUUUUUCAAUACUUUUGAUAGUUCAUUUGAAUAUUAGAUGCUAUUCUCAAUUGGAAUCUUAGUAAUUGUACUUGGCUUUCACUUCAAAAUGGAGCCUUGCUUUGUUAAAUGGUACAAUUUAAUAGAACAAAUGCUAAUCUUAAUUAUCAUCUUUAUUUAUACAGGCGCUGUGAUUAUAAUGAUGACUGGCAACAACAUUAUUGGUAUCAUAUUUACUGUUGUUGCCAUUCUAAUAGGUUUUCUCGCCAUUGCAUUCUAUAUCAAAAUAUCGGUCUAUCGUACUUUAAACACUUCUAGAGUCACACCACAAGAUAAUCUUUAAAUGAUUGAAACAAGACCAAUUCCAGAAGAAAGCAGACUCAAUAUAUAUGAUUUGAUUGCAGAAUCUUAAUUUGCUUAAUAAUCAUAAAAGAAAACCAAAAAAAAGAAAACUAAUUAAACUCCUGAUAAAGAACAAUACCCGAACUUUGAUAUGACAGCUGGAGGCAAUAAUUAGAGUAGUAAUUCAUAGGAGCUAAUCAAGAUCAAAGAAGAAAUUAAUAUGGAACCUAUUUCAGUUAAUAAAUCUAUUUUAUCAAAAUUAAGAUUAUGA